GCUAAUGUUCCUACGCCCACUCACUUCGUUAUUUUAUUUACAGAAUACAUCCAAAAGAGAGAGAAAGGAAGAGGGAUCUCAUCUGCGCUGCACCGUCGACCCAAACCUCAAUCAGUUCAAUUAUUUCAUCUAUCACUGCCUCAAUCAUACGCGCUGUGCAGAAUGAGCGGAGCCGUUCUUGUUGCCCUCGCUGCUGCUAUUGGCAAUUUCCUGCAAGGAUGGGAUAAUGCUACCAUCGCAGGAUCUAUUUUGUACAUUAAGAGGGAGUUCAAGUUGGAAAGUGAACCCACAAUCGAAGGUCUAAUUGUGGCUAUGUCGCUUAUUGGAGCCACUGUGGUUACCACGUGCUCCGGGUCCCUGUCAGACUGGCUAGGCCGACGACCUAUGUUGAUUAUCUCCUCCCUGCUUUAUUUUCUUAGCUCUCUCGUCAUGUUGUGGUCCCCAACUGUCUAUAUUCUCCUCUUUGCAAGGCUUUUAGAUGGAUUGGGCAUUGGUUUGGCAGUGACCUUGGUACCUCUUUACAUAUCCGAGACUGCUCCAACUGAGAUUAGGGGAUUACUAAAUACCCUUCCUCAGUUUACUGGUUCUGCUGGAAUGUUCUUUUCCUACAUAAUGGUGUUUGCUAUGUCCCUUACCAACGCCCCAAGCUGGAGACUCAUGUUGGGUGUUCUUUCAAUUCCCUCUCUUAUUUACUUUGCACUCACACUAUUCUUCUUGCCCGAAUCACCAAGAUGGCUUGUCAGUAAAGGCCGGAUGCUGGAGGCCAAGAAGGUUUUGCAGAGACUUCGUGGCAGGGAAGAUGUCACUGGUGAGAUGGCUUUACUUGUUGAGGGUCUCGGAGUUGGGGGUGAUACCGCAAUAGAAGAGUACAUAAUUGGUCCAGCCAAUGAAUUCAGUAAUGCAGAGGAUCCUUCAGCUGCAAAUGAGCAGAUCAAAUUGUAUGGGACGGCAGAAGGUCUAUCUUGGAUUGCUAAACCUGUCACUGGACAAAGUUCCAUUGGCCUUUUAUCUCGGAAGGGAAGCAUUAUUGCAAAUCCAAGUGGUCUGGUGGACCCUCUUGUUAAGCUCUUUGGUAGUGUCCACGAGAAGUUCCCAGAAGCAGGAAGCAUGCGUGGAAGCGCACUUUUUCCACACUUUGGAAGCAUGUUUAGUGUGGGGGGAAAUCAACUUAGGAAUGAAGAUUGGGAUGAAGAAAGCGCUGCCAGGGAGGGUGAUGAUUAUGUCUCUGAUGCUGNUGCCGAUGAUUCUGAUGACAAUUUGCAGAGUCCAUUGAUCUCACGACAAGCAACANGUGUGGAUAGGGACAUGGCUGCUCCCACGNAGGGUAGCAUGAGGCAAGGUAGUCUUGUGCAAGGAGAAGCUGCUGGAAACACAGGGAUUGGUGGUGGAUGGCAGCUGGCAUGGAAAUGGUCUGAAAAAGAUGGCGUUGUCAAGAGAAUAUAUUUACACGAAGAAGGUGGUCCUGGAUCGAGACGUGGGUCUCUCAUCUCCCUUCCAGGUGGUGAUGCACCGACCCUAACGGAUGGUGAGAUUGUUCAGGCUGCUGCCCUGGUGAGUCAGUCAGCCCUUUAUAACAAGGANCUUAUGCAUCAGCAGCCAGUUGGACCAGCUAUGAUCCAUCCAUCCGAAACAGCUGCAAAAGGACCAAGUUGGAGUGAUCUUUUUGAGCCUGGAGUGAAGCAUGCACUGAUUGUGGGGGUGGGGAUUCAAAUUCUUCAACAGUUCUCUGGUAUNAAUGGUGUGCUCUACUAUACACCUCAAAUUCUUGAGCAAGCAGGUGUUGGGUAUCUUCUUUCAAACCUGGGCCUUGGUUCUNNUUCUGCGUCUUUUCUUAUUAGUUGUGUGACAACCUUGUUAAUGUUACCUUGUAUAGCUGUGGCCAUGAGGCUCAUGGAUAUAUCUGGNAGAAGGUAUGCAUCUUUCUCUUCUAACUUUUUGUUGGAUCUUCUUGUUUAAAUGAUAAGAUUUGUUUCAAUUGGUGGAUGUAUCCUGGCGAUGAUUUUUAAAUGGAUAAACUCUUCAAAUUUCAUUUUUUCCUGUACGUUAUUUGCUAUAUUUUGCAAUCUAUGGUGCUAUUUCAACAACAAUUGCGUUUGAAAUUACAACUAUUGCAAAGUUCUCUGAAACAAAAGCAAAAUUACAGCGAGCACGGCAGUAAAUGUUGGGUAAUGAUGUUUCAACGAGAGAGAAAGCUAUAUGUGUUAAUGAUAAGAAUGCCGGGGGUGAAUGAACUGACAUAUAAGAAAGCAUAAGAAUAGGAGUGCUUUUAUCCUGGAAAAUGUUAAAGUUAGCAUCCAUAGAUAUAGAAACUCAUUCAAACUAGGAUGUUCGAAGUAAAACUUAGGAAAACAUAAGCAGUGGAUAUAAGAUUUUCAUUU
Messenger RNA from Vigna radiata var. radiata (mung bean), 2378 nucleotides. RefSeq names its product monosaccharide-sensing protein 2. The transcript is spliced from 6 exons. Lineage: Eukaryota; Viridiplantae; Streptophyta; Magnoliopsida; Fabales; Fabaceae. Gene Ontology annotation, molecular function: myo-inositol:proton symporter activity. Bases 163 to 1956 code for a protein of 597 amino acids. Gene Ontology annotation, biological process: transmembrane transport. Gene Ontology annotation, cellular component: membrane. The record is from RefSeq and is a predicted model, not a curated record.